CGCCAUUGCAGCCACGGGUCCGAUCCGAGCGUCGCGGAGCCGCCAUACCAUACCAUGCCCCGCCGCAUCCCACCGGCAGCUUUCGCGGUUGCGCUUUCUUCCGAGAACGACGCUCCGCAGCGAUCGCCAUUCUCAUUGCCAUUCCCAUUGCCAUCGCACCCUAAAAAAAGAAAGACCCCGAGCCAAGACCGGGAGGGCCCCCGGAUCUCCCGGGAUCUCGAUCCCUCCCGCCACAACCACCGCCACCUAAAGAAGGCCUUCGAUCCCCCGGGGCAGAAGGUGCAAGCACAAGCACCAACGCAACCGCAACUUUCUUCGGCGAAUCCCCUUUGGUUCGGGAGGGGCGGUGCCCAUGGUGCCGGCUUGGUGGGCGGCCCGCCGGUGCCGAGGGUCGUCUGCGACGCGGAACCAUCCUUGCUGCUCGGGGGGCUGGUGGUUACCGGCGGGGGGUCGCAGCCGCCGGGACCAAAACACCCCUCCCGAGGCCUGCGGAAGGGUGGCUCCGGGCCCCGUGUUCCGCGAGCGAGGGGUGCAGCGCAGGCACCACCGGCGAGCCCCGAAGGAUUCGCCGUGCCCCCAAGGGUGUUUCCGUCCCCGUCGGUACGGGUUCCAGCGGUGGUCUCCUUCGACGAGGAAACGACCGCUGCAAGGCCCUCCCCGGUUCCCGCCAAACCCCUCUUCCGGAGACGCCAAAAGCGCGUGUCCUUUGGCGAAAGGGUCGAGGUCGGGCCGGUUCUGCCCUCCCGCUCCGGGUACUCGAGGGAGGAGAAGGAACGCUGCUGGUUCACGAGGGAGGACUACCGGCGGAUCCACGCCGAGGCCUCCGCGGCGGUGGUGAGGCACCACCGGGGAAACGACGCUCACCAACGCCACGCAGCAGCAGUCUCGUCGUCGUCGAUCCGGGGCCUAGAGAAGUGGUGGCCGAAAUCCCCGGAGCGGGCCGAGAGCCUUGCGCGCCGCAAGAGGGCAAUCGCGGCCGUUCUGGAGGAACAGCAGCAACAGCAGCAAAAGCGGCAAAAGGCAGGCGAAACGCAGCAGGAGCAGCAGCACCACCACCAUAGCCAACCGGGAAUGCGGAAGGGGGAACGCGGGGAAAGGGCGGCUUCGGACCGAAAGCACCGACACCCGUGCAAGGGGCGGCCGCGGGCGCAGCGGAUCCGAGAGGCCUACCGCAGGCACACCGCCGGGGCUUCGGACCGAGCCCGGGCCAUGGGAGCCAUCGACGAGGCGAACGCACGGCAUGGAGCAUAGCAGCAGCAGCAGCAGCAGCAGCACUUGUACUACGAUUAUACUACUAGGAGCAGAGGCGGUGGACCACGACCUACUCGACGAGGGUGCGGCUAUCGGCCGCUCUAGCAUGAGUAGGCUAGUAGAAGUAGUACAAGAAAGUGCAGAGUAAAAC
Molecule: messenger RNA, 1402 nt
Organism: Pseudo-nitzschia multistriata
Lineage: Eukaryota; Bacillariophyta; Bacillariophyceae; Bacillariales; Bacillariaceae
Source: the annotation of a GenBank genome assembly